Molecule: messenger RNA, 387 nt
Organism: Cetraspora pellucida
Lineage: Eukaryota; Fungi; Glomeromycota; Glomeromycetes; Diversisporales; Gigasporaceae
Source: the annotation of a GenBank genome assembly
AUGCCAAAAAAAAACUACCAAAAAGGAAGAAUCGCCUUCAAAAAAAGAAUAAUCCAAAAAAAGAGAUGUCAGAAAAAAAAAGCCGCCAGAAAAGAACCACCAGAAAGAAACUGCCAUGCCAAAAAAGAACCGCCAAAAAGAAGGAUCGCCCAAAAAAAAGAAUUGCCCAAAAAAAGAGCCAUCAGAAAAAAAAAAGCUGCCAGAAAAGAACUACCAGAAAGAAACCGCCAUGCCAAAAAAGAACUGUCAAAAAGAAGGAUCGCCCCAAAAAAAGAAUCGCCCAAAAAAAGAGCUGUCAGAAAAAAAAAGCCAUCUGAAAAGAAUCACCAGAAAGGAACUGCCGAAAAAAAAGAACCACCGAAAAGAACUGCAAAAAUAAAGAUUUAA